Messenger RNA from Pseudozyma flocculosa PF-1, 2355 nucleotides. RefSeq lists its product as uncharacterized. NCBI's taxonomy places the organism in Eukaryota, Fungi, Basidiomycota, Ustilaginomycetes, Ustilaginales, Ustilaginaceae. The transcript has a single exon. Bases 1 to 2355 code for a protein of 784 amino acids. The record is from RefSeq and is a predicted model, not a curated record.
AUGCAGCCCAACUCGUCGUCGUCGGCCCAGUCCGACUACUUCUCCCAGCCCGGCUACCGCGGAAACCUCACCACAUCACAGACCAUCGCCCUCCUCAAACUAUGGCGCCGCUUCCUCCGCCUCUGCGAGACCGCAGCACCCAACACCGCACAGCCAAACCCGCCCAACGCCACAAAGCACAGACCACUCCCGCACUCGUCAUCAUCACCCUCGCUCUCCGCACCCUACUCGGCCUCGGCCUCAUCCUCGGCAUCUGCAUCCGGUGACCGUCUCGACGCAAAACACGCACCCUACCAUGCACAGCCCGACGAUGCCGCUGCCGCUGCCGCCGCAAUCCAAGACGGUUACCGCCACCACUCCCGCGCAACGCCACCACCACCAGCUCAACAACAACAACAACAACGAGAUGGAAACGGCCACACCGACAGCAACAACCUUCCCCCGCAGGACGACAAGCUCAAGGACCACCUCCGCUCCAUCGAAGAGUCAAAGGACCUCCACGCCUUUGUCGCCACCCACGGCGGCGCCGCCCUCAAGCGCGAGUUCUGGGCCAUGGUCAAGGGCGAGCACCCAGACGCCGUCAUGCUCCGCUUCCUCCGCGCCCGCAAGUGGAACGUCGACCGCGCCCUCGCCGUCAUCGGCAGCGCCUGCGCCUUCCGCGUCCAGCACAACGUCACCCAGCUCAUGAAAAACGGCGAGCUGGGCCUCGUCCGCACCCGCGGCGGCAUGAACAUCUUCCGCAACGGCAUCAGCUACAUCCUCGGCGCCACCCCCAACGGCGAGCCCAUCUACACCAUCGAGGUCGGCUCCCACUACAGCUCCAACCAGACGGCCGAGGAGCUCAAGAAUGCCGUCAUCUUUAUGCAGGAGUGCCUCUCGCUCAUGAUGCCGCCGCCCGUCGAGAAAAAGGUCGUCAUCUUCAACCUCAACAACUUUGGCAUCCGCAACAUGGACUGGUCCAUUGUCCUCUUUAUGGCAAAGACGAUGGAGUCCUUCUACCCAGAGACGCUCGCACGCGUCUACGUCCACGGCGCGCCCUGGAUCUUUAAGCCCAUCUGGUCCAUCCUCCGCCCGCUCCUCGACCCCGUCGUGCGCGACAAGAUCCGCCUCACCUGGAAGGUCGAGGAGCUCUCGGAGCACGUCCCCGUCGACCACCUGCCCAAAAAGACGCUCCACGGCAACCUCGACUUUGAAUUCCUCUUCCCCGAGCCCGAGCCCGGCGAAAACGACGUCCAGAAGGACACGGCCGCCCACGACGCGCUGCGCCUUGCCUACCUCGACGUCGUCACCGAGUUUGAGAACGCGACGCGCGCCCUCGCGCGCUGCUACCGCAACUCGACGGCGGCGGCGGCAGCGGCGUCGUCGUUGUCGCUCUCGUCGUGGUCCGAGGCGCCGGGCGGCCAGAGUCAGAGGAACAUUGGAUCGCGUCGGGCCCGGAAGCUGGGUCGUCGUGGACAGGGCAGCAGCGGUGGCGGUGGCGGUGGGCGCGACGAGUUUGAUAAUGGCCACGGCAACGGCAACGGCCACGACGAUGUCGACAACGACGAUGACGACGGCGAUGAUGAUGGCGAGCCAGAGGGCAGCGCGAGCCUGCGGGCGAUGCGCGACGUGCUGGCGACCAAGCUGCGCGUCGCCUGGCUGCGGCUCAAGCCCUACGUCAUCGGCAAGACAAAGUACGACCGGUGGGGCGUGGCCCAGGACGACGGCACCAUACGCUGGACCUACAAGACGCUGGCGGGGCGCGUCGACACCCAGAUCCUGGGCGAGGGCACCUCGUUGCCCGCCCUCGAACGCGCCCUGGCCGAAAUCGAAGGCGCCCACUCGAUGCCCGGCCCUCUGCCUCAACCGGCCGCAACAUCGGCGUCGGCGGCGCCGGCGGCGGCGGGGCAUGCUGCUCCGUCGACGGCAAACGGUGGCACAUCUCGACAUCGAAACGGUGCGGGCCCCUCGUCUGUCGUUGCAGAUCAGAAGACCUCGACGGGUCCAGCCAUAGCAGCAGCAGCAACAACGACGACGACGACGACGACAACGACGACAGCGGCACCACAUACGCGCUCCAACCUGUCGACGGCGCCCGUCGUCGUGGCACCUCGAUCCUCGUCAUCUCUUUCCUCGUCGGCCGCAACAACCCCGUCCCAACCCCGCGACCCCGCCCUCGUCGCCACCCUUGCUCCCGACGCAGCAUCGACGGAUGAAUCGCGACGAGGGGCCAAGGAGGCCGAGGGCCAGAGCACGAGGGGCAAAGCGAGCAUCGAAACGGAACCGGGCCGCUUCCAGGAUAUCAUCCCGAUCCACCCUUCGGACCCGGCGUUUGAAAAGGCCCGCAAUGCGGAUCACGAAGUCGCCCCAUCGUAG